Molecule: messenger RNA, 1012 nt
Organism: Prorocentrum cordatum
Lineage: Eukaryota; Dinophyceae; Prorocentrales; Prorocentraceae
Source: the annotation of a GenBank genome assembly
CUGCCGCCCGCUGGCGCGCCGCGCCGCCGGCGAUGGCCGGGCGGGCCCCCGCCGCUGCGGACGCCAAGGCCGCGGCCGGGUGCGGUGGGGGCCCUCCCGGCGAGGCCGCCGCAGAAGCCGGCGGGCUGCAGGAACUGGCCGCAGAGGGUCCAGAGGCGAGGGCGAAGCCGAAGCCCUCAGCCGUGGACGUGGAUGACGUGGACGAUUCGACUGCCUGGAAGAUCGACGGGACCGGCAAAGGCGGUCAUUAUCACAGUCUGCCCUCCCUGUGCGUCGUGAUGUUGGCCCAGGUCAACUACAUCGUCUCGCUGGUUGUCGUCAUCCCCACAGCGGCAGGGUAUGCCGCCUCACUGGGGGAGCCCAGCACUGUGUACUUCGGCUUCGUUGUCGGUGUCAGCUCCUUGAUCACGCCUUUUGCAGCCAGGGUGUGGACGAAGGUGAUUCGGGCCACCAGCUUGAACACCGUGCUCCUCAUCAACGCUUCCAUCUGUCUCACGUGCUCCCUGAUGUACGUGGCCGCGAGCUACUCCGGAACGGACCUGCUGCUAGUGUCGCGUGUCUUCCUGGGCCUGGGCUCGGUGCAGACCGCCAAUCUCAAGUAUCUCGGCUGCGCGGUCUCGACCAAGAGAGUCAAGUUCACGCACUACUUGACCACGGCUGCAAUCGCGUACGGCUUCGCUUUCGGCACUCUGAUCGCUUUCUUGCUGUCGAUGCUGGCGGCGCGCUACGGCUGGGACCAAUACACGUUGCCAGGCCCGAGAGCUUCCUGAUGUGAGCCCACGCUGUACGCACCACGCGUCUGGCAACAUGGAAGGACCCUCCAUUGAUCAGCCGCGCUUGUAGUAGAGAGUGACAGCACCAGUUUCCAAACCCGGCGAUUUUCAGACCACGGCGUGUUGGCUGCUCUGCCCUCAUCUUGCUGCUCCUCCCGCUCCUCGUCAUGCUACCACAGUUUCGUGCGCGUGAUGCGAAGCGCCCACCAUCGCAGGAGGACCGUGGCUGCGAGCGCGCU